Messenger RNA from Anopheles stephensi (Asian malaria mosquito), 1163 nucleotides. Its product is annotated as developmental and secondary metabolism regulator VEL1-like. NCBI's taxonomy places the organism in Eukaryota, Metazoa, Arthropoda, Insecta, Diptera, Culicidae. The record is from RefSeq and is a predicted model, not a curated record. The transcript has 3 exons. Bases 236 to 1015 code for a protein of 259 amino acids.
ACUCCCAACACGCCCGCCAGAGAAUGCGUUUAGCGAAGUAGGCUUAGCGCGGUGAGACUGGAAACAUUCCCAUUGGAAAGCUCCUAACGUUCGGACGUACAUUGGACGAAUCCUUGUCAACUUCAGAACAGAUCAUCAAUCCAUUAGAGAGUUUUUUGUUCCCGUUUUGGGUGUCCGAACGUGUGUCCACUACUCAAAAUAUAAAAAAUCUCGUCUAAAUUUUUGCUAUUCUACCAUGAAACAAAAUUCCGCUAAGCCUACGACGACAGAUCCAUCGAAGGGGACUCGGCCAUCGAUGCAACGUGGACAUCACCAGCAGACACCGGCCAUGAGUCACCAGCAGCAGAUGCAACCGGGUCCGGUAACGUACCACCAACAGCAGCAACCAGCCUAUCCCUCGUCACCACAACAGCACCAACAACAGCCAGGAUGUGUAGUACUACCAACAGCUACAACGAUGCCCUAUCACAAACCACAACACACUUACAUGAUGCCCCAGCAAUCAGGACAUCAGCUGGUGAAUGCAGGAACCGCUGAAGCUCCCAUCUAUGUCGGUGGCUCGGUCAUGGGUCAGCAAACAGCUCAACAAGCCUUGCCGCCGGCCGGCUUUGCGACUGCGGCCCAACAACAACAACAACCAAGAUAUCUGCAAACCGUGCCACAUCAGCCAUCAAUGUCGCAGCAGGUACAACGGCCAACUUUCCAACCAUCCGUGACGGACUUUGUGGCUAGUGGUGGUGCAGGUCCUGCCGUUGGUUUUUCCGGUGCACAUCAACCGUACAAACACCACCAACACCAAGCACAGCCGAUGCAAUCCUAUCAAGAAGCACCGACCACUUCCUACCCAGUGCACGUCCAGUCGUCCCUACACCCGGAAGGACCGACGACGACGGAAGCUCAGUAUUUCUUCGACGCUAACUGCACGAUGCCGGUCGUACAGCAGCAAAACCCGGCGACGUUAACCGGAUGCAGAAACCCAAAGUGUACAAGCUGUAAAUCCUUUAAGCGCAACUAGAACACACACACACUGGAGGGGGAUGAUCAGUACAAACCCAAGCAGUGAGGUGCUCUGUGUAAGCUGGAGUGGGGGGGGGGGGGAAAUGGUCGACGAAUAAAUGUGUUCCCUAACUGAGCAGACAUGUUGCAGUUGGUGUCUCAUAUUU